Molecule: messenger RNA, 456 nt
Organism: Anoplophora glabripennis (Asian longhorned beetle)
Lineage: Eukaryota; Metazoa; Arthropoda; Insecta; Coleoptera; Cerambycidae
Exons: 2
Coding region: 5-295 (96 amino acids)
Source: RefSeq, a predicted model, not a curated record
UCCAAUGGCCAUAAGUGGUGUUUUGCAAAUCUCAGUUUUACUAAUCAUUUUUUUCAACAUGAUCAUUGGCCAGCCCAGGGAAAUUUUAGUGGACGACGAAGGACCAAUUAUGGGCGUGGCCAAGCACGCAGAGUACGAGAACGAAGACAAUGAAGAUGUUCCUGAGCACGCCCCUUGUCAUCUGGAGUACCAGGUGAUGAAGAGGGUUGUGGGAACUUGCAUUAAAUUAGGAAGAACCGCCCGGGGCUGCGUUUCCGGAAACUAUUUACAGCCGCUGCAUCCCGAGUGCAUGUAAUCCAAGAUAAUUAGAUUUCUGCAAACGUUAUCGGCUUGAGGCUUUAUUUUCUUUUUGAACACAUUUGGGCACGAAAUGAAGUAUUUGUUCCUUUCCUUAUAAGCAUUCUCUUAGCUUUAUUGUAAUUUUUAUUAUUUCAAAUAAAAAAAUUGCCAUCUAAA